Messenger RNA from Mytilus trossulus (common blue mussel), 957 nucleotides. RefSeq lists its product as uncharacterized. Lineage: Eukaryota; Metazoa; Mollusca; Bivalvia; Mytilida; Mytilidae. The coding region runs from base 142 to 930 and encodes 262 amino acids. The record is from RefSeq and is a predicted model, not a curated record. The transcript is spliced from 7 exons.
GUAACGUCUCCAACGUCGUUGCAAAGGAUCGACAAAGAUUAACACACACAUAUCGUUGUAUAUUUCUUAAAGAUUUUUGAAACAGUUUUACAAAUUAUUACUGACGUAUUUAUUGUGUAAGGACAGAUAAUUGUAAAGAAGAUGGCUGACAUCCGUAAUGUAAAUGAGGUAUUGGAAUCUGUAAAGAGAAAACUCCAAGAUGACUAUGACAGACAAAUUUACGAAGAUUUGUACAGAAAAUCAGAGGCUGCAACGGCUGCAACAAAGAAGUUGUUAGACGAACUCAAAAAAGACGCUCAGUCUAUCUCGGAGUUAAAUAUUUGGAAAGAUAUUGAAAAUAUGAGAGAAGCCUAUCAGUAUGAAGAAGAAGAAAACUUUCUCUGUGAAAAUAUAGUUCCAAUAGAGUCUAGCGACAAUUCUUGGUGGAUCGCAAGUGAAAAUGUUUUACCUGAAGUUUUACCUGAAACAAAAGAGAAGAAAAAAUCUGGAGUUAAAUACAUUUUCACUACACGUCCUUAUUCAGAGAUUGCGCACAUUCACCAAAGGGACAAACCAAUAUGGCUUGAUGUAGAUUUAAAGAAAGAGAUUGUACUAGGAGAGCCAGACGAAGAGGAAAGACAAGCAAUGGAGCUAGAAGAAAAGAAGAUGGCAUUACGCUACGGCCCUGGAAAAGAAACAAUAACUAGUAACCUUUUUAACAAUGGAAAAAACAGAAAACAGAAGGAUGAAGAAACUAAAAAUAAAAGAAGAACAGAAAUAUACAACAUGUUAAAUUACGGUACUAAAAAGAGACAGACGGAGGAGGAAAACAAAACUAAAAGGAAACAAACAAAAGGUGAACCAAUCACGAAGAAGAAGCAUACCGUCCAAAGUAUCAUCGAUACGUUGUGUUCAUGCUUCAGAAAAACCAAACCAGAAGAAGCACUGUGAUAAGACAUUUUUAUUCAUAGUGGUUAU